Molecule: messenger RNA, 1666 nt
Organism: Cyprinodon tularosa
Lineage: Eukaryota; Metazoa; Chordata; Actinopteri; Cyprinodontiformes; Cyprinodontidae
Product: CD82 antigen-like
Exons: 9
Coding region: 169-930 (253 amino acids)
Cellular component (GO): membrane
Source: RefSeq, a predicted model, not a curated record
CACACCGGAGAAGUCUCCUGGCCGCCAGUCCGCCUCCUGCUUCAGUCUCAACAGAAGCUGCUGCUGUUCGCUUCGAUCCCGGGUCAGAGAGUCCGAACCGCAGAGUUUACCGCACAGAACCCGCUUCCUUCCUCCCAGACCGCCACGCAGGACAACAGAUAAAGCAAAAUGGGACAAGGCUGCCUGAAAGUGAGCAAGUACCUGCUCUUCCUCUUCAACCUCAUCUUCUUCCUGCUUGGUGUCCUCAUCAUGGGCUUCGGACUCUGGCUCCUUCUGGACAAAGAGAGCUUCAUCUUGGUCCUCAAUGACAACUCGUCUGUGAAGUUGGGCUGCUACAUCCUGAUCGGAGUUGGAGGCUUCUCCACCCUCAUGGGCAUCGUCGGCUGCGUGGGGACCAUAUACGAGGUCCGCUGCCUGCUGGGCCUGUACUUCACCUUCCUCCUACUGAUCCUUAUCGCUCAGAUUACAGCUGGAGCUCUUAUGCAUUUUAACAAGCCAGAGAUGAACAAGGAGGUUUCCAAGAUCGUGAUCCAGGUUGUGAAGAAUUACCCUGGCAACCUCUCCAGCACAGAGCGGGCCUGGGACUACAUCCAGAAGAACAUGAGGUGCUGCGGCUGGAACGGCCUUCAGGACUGGAAUGAGAACAUGGUGAUCCAGAACAGCUCCAUUGAUCUGUUCCCCUGCUCCUGCCGGAAUUCCUCCAGCCCUGCAGAGAAUCUGCCGGACAACGGCAUGUGUGAGCUGACGGCGAGCGACGUUUUUAUCACGGGAUGCUCUGCAAGUGUGGAGAACUGGAUCACAACCAACCUGGGGGUGGUUCUGGGGAUCUGCCUCGGAGUGGCUUUUGUUGAGAUACUGGGGAUGGUUCUGUCUUUCUGCCUGUGCAGAAACGUCCGAGCAGAGGAUUACACCAAGGUGCCGAAGUACUGAGGCUCUGCUGAGGAGUUCAUUAAACUGAGAAAACGUUCCAAUGAGUUUCCGCCUAGUUUUGGUGAAAUCCUGUCCAUAUGUUAAAUAAUAAGUAUUUUCUUUGUUUUGUUGAAUUUUCCUUCUGAGACGUUUUAUAUUUGUCAGACUAGUUUGCUUUAAGCACUUUAGAAAUAUUAGUAGUUUUGGAUCAGAACUAUGCUGGCGAUUAGUCCAAACCAGUUUCCCUUUAAAUCUGAACUGACUCCUGUUUGCGACAGAGAAGUGGGAGGAGUGGAUGGGCUUUUUUUAGUUUUGAUACACCAGUGUUCUGACAUGUGAAAUGUUUUUAGUACUUUGUAUGUAAUUUAAUUCCUUAUUUGUAUGAAUCUGACUGCAGCGUAUAAUUCUGCUGCCUGCGUUCAUCUGUUUCUCCUUCCUGUCUGGGUUUUCAUGGUACUAAACCUUCUGGUUUCUAGUUUACAGUAGAUUUUAUUUUUACUUCGCGCCCAAUUUAACUCUGACUGUGUUAAAGUGUAAAACUUACAGAUAUUAGUCGAUUAUUAUUUGGAAGAGAAGCAUCCUAAACCUGUGAGCCUCGCUGUAUUAUUUUUUUUAAAAGUCGAAUCUUCUUGUAAUUUCUGAAUAAGAAAAAUAUAAAAUUAACUUUAUGAUCAUUUGUAAGGUCAAAAUGAGCGUUUUGGAUUUGUUAAUGUGUACUCACAUGAUUUAUUCUGUCAAUAAACUGAAUGAAGUCACA